Oryza brachyantha (malo sina) is the source of this 1250-nucleotide messenger RNA. Its product is annotated as auxin-responsive protein IAA23-like. Gene Ontology annotation, biological process: regulation of DNA-templated transcription. Gene Ontology annotation, cellular component: nucleus. The transcript is spliced from 4 exons. Bases 120 to 689 code for a protein of 189 amino acids. The record is from RefSeq and is a predicted model, not a curated record. NCBI's taxonomy places the organism in Eukaryota, Viridiplantae, Streptophyta, Magnoliopsida, Poales, Poaceae. Gene Ontology annotation, molecular function: protein binding.
GACGCGCCACCACUCGCCUCCGCCCCCGCCCCCGCCCCGACAGCGACCGCGCAGCCGAUCCAUUCCAUCCGGCCAGCCGCACCGUUCGCCGCGAAGCAGCAGCCGGCCGGACGGACCCGAUGUCGACGAGCUCCGCCGACUCGUCCCCGCCCGUGUCGGGCCUCGACUACGACGACACCGCGCUCACCCUCGCCCUCCCCGGCUCCUCCUCCUCCUCCGCCGCCGCCGCCGACCCCGCGGCCGCCGAACGCAAGCGCGCCGGCGCCGCCCAUGCCGACCACGACAAGCCGCCGUCUCCAAAGGCGAGGGCGGUGGGGUGGCCGCCGGUGCGGGCGUACCGGCGAAACGCGCUGCGCGAGGACGCGAGGCUCGUCAAGGUGGCCGUGGAUGGCGCGCCGUACCUGCGCAAGGUGGACCUCGCGGCGCACGGCGGCUACGCGCCCCUCCUCCGCGCGCUCCACGGCAUGUUCGCGUCCUGCCUCGCCAUCCGCGGCGACGGCGAGGGCACGACCAAGCUCGUCGACUCCAUCACCGGCGCCGAGUACGUGCCCACCUACGAGGACAGGGACGGCGACUGGAUGCUCGUCGGAGACGUCCCAUGGAAGAUGUUCGUCGAGUCUUGCAAGCGGAUCCGUCUCAUGAAGAGCUCCGAGGCCGUCAACUUAUCGCCAAGACGAUCAUCGAGAUGAUCGAGAUCGACACUCCCAUGCGUGCAAGCAAGAACGGUGCAACUAUUAUGCCUGUCUGAAUUAGUUUGUCAGAACGUGUGUGCAGUGGAAGAGGCUUGGCUGUUCAGGUCCUCCAUGCAUGUACCUAUACCGUAGUAGGAUCAGCGAUCAGCCAGAUUGGUGUGUGUACUGUACAGGCCACAAAGGAACUUGCUUUCUCUUUCGGUCAGGUGCUCCCUGCCGGAUCACGGCCCGCCGGUUUGGUUUUUGGACGACGACGGCGAGGAUCCAAGGGAGGAGGCGCCGUGCACCCCCGGCGGUGUGCUUUGUCAGCUACUGUUUGUAGUUUCGUUUCAUGAUUCGGUUUCAGUCACUGCCAGCGCCUUGCUGUGUGUCAAAUUUGCAAGGGUGUAUACAAUGAUACAUGCUACAGUAGUUGUUGUUGAUGAUGUUGUUGUCGCUGUUGCUGUUGUUGACUUUGUUUGUCCAUUGAUAUGCAUUGUAAGGUCAAAUAUACAAGCACGUUAUGUCAUUUCUGUUGGGCUUUUGCUGUCUCCUUUUGCGCAUCCUUUCCAUUUAGUG